AUGGCGCCCUUCCCCCCGCCUCCGGUCAACACCAUUGACUGGUCCAAUGUUGGCUUCCGUGUUCGCGAGGUGAACGGCCACAUCGAAUCCCACUAUUCCGUCAAGACCGGAAAAUGGUCUCCCCUCCGUUUCGUCGCCGACCCCUACAUGCGCAUUCACGGCAUGGCCCCGGCUCUCAACUACGGUCAGCAGGCCUACGAGGGGCUCAAGGCCUUCCGCCUGCCGGGCAACGAUACCAUCGCCAUUUUCCGCCCGGACCGUAAUGCCGCUCGCCUCCAACACAGCGCCGAGUUCAUCUCCAUGCCCCCGGUGCCCAUUGACUUCUUCCUCGAGGCCGUCAAGGCCGCCGUCGCCCUCAACGCCGAGUACGUCCCCCCCGCACGAGACCGGCGCCGCCAUGAGUACACCUUCUGCGUCUUCGUGCUGCCCACGGGCGUCUACCACGGCACGCACCCGGUCAAGGCGCUGAUCCUGGACGACUUUGACCGCGCGGCCCCCAACGGCACUGGCAGCGCCAAGGUCGGCGGCAACUACGCGCCCGUGUUGCGCUGGAGCGAGCGCGCCCGCAACGAGGGCUACGGCAUCACCCUGCACCUCGACAGCAAGCGCCACGAGGAGGUCGACGAGUUCAGCACCAGCGGCUUCAUCGGCGCCCUGGUCGACGGCAACGACAUCACCCUCGUCGUGCCCGACAGCACCGCCGUCAUCGACAGCGUCACCAGCGACAGCAUCCAGCACCUCGCCCGCAGUUUCGGCUGGAAGGUCCAGAAGCGCGCCAUCAAAUACACCGAACUCCCCGCCUUCCAAGAAGUCAUGGCGGCCGGCACCGCGGCCUCCCUCGUCCCCAUCCGCUCCAUCACGCGGCGCAACAGCGCUGCUCUCCCCGCCGGCCCCCGCGUGUCCUCGUCCUCCGCCACCGGCGAAGAAAAAGUCACCUACACGCCCGACGGCUACGACGAGCCCGGCCCGCUGUGCCUGCGCCUGCUGGGCGAGCUGAAGGGCAUCCAGCUGGGGCAGCGCGAGGACAAAUUUGGGUGGCGCGUGGAGGUGACGGAGGCGGAUGCGAGGAGGGUGGUGGUGGAGGAGGAGAAGCAGGGGAAUGGGAAUGGCCAGACCGUGGAUCAGCUCGACUAG
Molecule: messenger RNA, 1134 nt
Organism: Chaetomium globosum CBS 148.51
Lineage: Eukaryota; Fungi; Ascomycota; Sordariomycetes; Sordariales; Chaetomiaceae
Exons: 4
Coding region: 1-1134 (377 amino acids)
Biological process (GO): branched-chain amino acid metabolic process
Molecular function (GO): branched-chain-amino-acid:2-oxoglutarate transaminase activity
Source: RefSeq, a predicted model, not a curated record